GGAGGUUUACAGUCGAAACAAAAUAGGCUACAACGGGCAAAUAAACCUAGCAACGCUGGUUCUCUUCGGGUUCUGGCUGUCCUGUUGUAUCUCCCACGGGCGACUGCUUGGGCUAAAUGCAGGAGAAUGAUUGGCUCCAAAUGUAUCUGCAGCGCGUUGUCUAAUACCUCAGCAUGUUUUAAUUAAAGCAUGCCUAUUACUGCUUUGCAUGACCAUCUUCUUGCAGAAUCCCUGGCCCUGAGCUUUGACAGCAUCCAAUUAAGUUAUGACUGUAAUUAAAUUCUCCAGUCUGAUUAGUUAAACACCUGUACAGCAGAUUUUAAAAAGGGAGUUAUGUGAAGCAGAGGCAUUUGGGAUGUCUGGGAUUACUCUUCGCUUGCAUGCCAUAUGGUUGUAAGUGCUGGAAACUGUCUGAUGGCUCUCGGGUGAAUGGCUUAAAGGCAGGGACUGUUUUCCUUCGUUUGUAGAGCAUGUGGUAGCACUGUAGGCAACACAAUAUAAAUACCUGAUUUAUGGAUUAAAGCACCGUUGCCAUUCCUGACUUCGGUGUUGGAAGCAAUGGAGAACUAUAAAAAGAGCAAGAUUGUGGAGAAGCCCUGUCCUCUGCCUUUCUCCAACCUGCCCUCAGACAUUAUCGAGAUGAAGGUGAAGGACGGCAGCAAGAUCAGAAACCUGAUGGGCUACGCCAUCGGCAAGAUGGAGGCGGACGCCGUCAGGCAGAUCCUUUUCACUGGCUCGGGCAAAGCUGUCGGCAAGACCAUCACCUGCGUGGAAAUCAUGAAGCGGAGGCUCAAGGAACUCCACCAGGUCACCAAAGUGCUCUUCAGACAGAUUGAAGAGAUUUGGGAGCCCAUCGUGCCCGAGGCGGGCCUCGACACCUUGACAGUGAAGAGGAACAUCCCUGCCAUAUGCAUCUUGCUGAGCAAAGAUGCGCUCGAUCCCCAAGAGCCUGGUUAUCAGGCUCCAGGCUCUUUCGAGGCCUUCUGGAUUGAGACGCUCGCGGCAGAAUCCCAGGGCCAAAUGAAGAGGAAGCAGGGGGCGGGCAGGGGGACUGGCAGCACCGGAAAGCACCCCAGAUCUGUUGGCGAGCGUGGGGAGUCCUGCAAAAAGCCCUGAAGCAAAGACGUUCACAGAAGCAACUGACGGGAUGAGAAAACACACCGGCUCCUCGGACACUAACACUCAGCACGUGAUGCCAAGGUCGUUGAUGCAACAGGGCUGGAACGUAGGUCAGCUGAGGGAGGGAAGGAAAUGGGGUGUGAAAACCAAUCCGGUCAAGCUGUUGCAAAUACAGACUGCUCUCAAAGCUAGUCUGACAUUCGCUUGGAAGAUUUAGGAUGCAGUGCCCAGUACUAGUGCACCUUCCGUCCUUGCUGGAGGUGGAUGGUGGCAGGUGCUGUGUGUUUGCACUCCGAGCUGUGUUUUACGUGGUAUUUUCAGCUGCCCCCAGUCAGCGAUUGCAGUGCAGUUUUAUCGGGUGGGACCAACCAGCAGCCUUUGCGGCCGUAGGUCCCUCUUCAGGGUAUGUUGUGUUCAUCCUUUGGAGACAGGCAAGUGCUCUGAACGGAGGACUGGGGUCUCUCUCGGUUCUGCCAGCGAUGCCCUGUGACCUUGGACUGCUCUCCUCCCCUCCGUGACUCGGUUUCCUCAUCUGUGCAAUGGGGAUGUUUACAUGCGUUUCAUGGGGAGUCAAGGGCUGGUUCAUGCAGAGGUUAUCUCAGUAUUACACUGCUUGUUGUAACUGCUAAUGGCAAACUCCAAAGCCAAAAGCUGGUUUCCUUUACUGCUGUUUUACCUUCAGUAUUGAACAGAAAGUUGCCUCUUUAUUUAACAUUAAAAAAAUCUUUAGUUGUU
Alligator sinensis (Chinese alligator) is the source of this 1854-nucleotide messenger RNA. It is a transcript of the gene RPP25L, whose product is annotated as ribonuclease P/MRP subunit p25 like. Gene Ontology annotation, molecular function: RNA binding. Gene Ontology annotation, cellular component: ribonuclease MRP complex. Gene Ontology annotation, biological process: tRNA 5'-leader removal. The record is from RefSeq and is a predicted model, not a curated record. The transcript is spliced from 2 exons. Bases 559 to 1116 code for a protein of 185 amino acids. Lineage: Eukaryota; Metazoa; Chordata; Crocodylia; Alligatoridae.